AUGGGACAAAGACUAGCUCCCACACUAGCCAUUGCAUUCAUAUCCAAAAUAGAACAACCCAUUCUGGAACGGAAACCUUUCCUGUAUUGCCGUCAUAUUGAUGACUGUUGCAUUAUAUGCCCCACUCAAGACGAGAUGGACACUUGUUUCGAGCUUCUAAACCAACAGUCCCCUUACACACGGACAGCCGUAAGGGUGACAUCAGAUGUCCAGGAGCGGAUCGAUGCGAUCAACCUAGCGCAACGCAUCGCGAAUUCUAACGGUUACAUUGGUAAUAUAGCACGUAGGCCAGAUCUUGGUGCGCAGCGAGAAUAUGCCACACUGGUUGAGUCGAAUAAGAUCAAUUUCUGCCUGCCCUUCAUAACCGACGACCUGAGUAAAGCUAUACGGGCUAGUCUGGUGAAAUGCGGUCUCGAGGACCAAAACAAAUUACGACCCGAAUCGGACGCAGGUGAGAAGAUGUGGCCCACACCAGCUUUGACAAUCUUCGUCGCUUACGCUCCAAGCUGCGAAGAAGAUGAAGUUAAAGCUUUCUAUAUGGACCUGGAGAAGUUCUACCGAGAAGAUCAUGCCUUCUACAACGUCGUAAUUGGCGAUUUCAACGGCAAAGUUGGCCCAAGAAGAACGGCUGAGGAACUUCACAUCGGGACCAACGGCCUACAAUGGAGUGAACAGGGGGAGAGGCACUCCGAGUUCAUCAUCCUCUCUACGCUGGACGCAGGAGUCCGAGAGGCGAUAAAGGAAGACCUUAAAGAGAGAAGAGCAGAAGUACUGGCUGAAGCUGAGCAGAGGCGGGAAACAGCAUCCGCUAUGCCCGUCGAGACUUCGCCAAUCGCAAGACGAGGAUGA
Necator americanus (New World hookworm) is the source of this 849-nucleotide messenger RNA. RefSeq lists its product as uncharacterized. The transcript has 4 exons. NCBI's taxonomy places the organism in Eukaryota, Metazoa, Nematoda, Chromadorea, Rhabditida, Ancylostomatidae. The coding region runs from base 1 to 849 and encodes 282 amino acids. The record is from RefSeq and is a predicted model, not a curated record.